This is a messenger RNA of Iphiclides podalirius (scarce swallowtail), 1566 nucleotides long. The record is from the annotation of a GenBank genome assembly. NCBI's taxonomy places the organism in Eukaryota, Metazoa, Arthropoda, Insecta, Lepidoptera, Papilionidae.
AUGAAGACAUCAAGUUUUAUUCUAUUCCUAGUUUACAGCUGCGUUAAUACAUCCAAAGGCAGUCAUGUCUUAGUUGUAUUUCCAGUGCCCGGCAAGAGUCACAGCAUCCUAGGGAACUCCAUCGUCAAUAUUCUUCUAGAUGCUGGUCAUCAGGUGACAUACGUGACUCCCUUUCCAUUGGAGACGAAUAAUACGAAGUUGAAAAAUGCAGACAUUAGUUCCAUUCUCUUCGACAUGUCCGAUAACGAGCGUUUGAACAUAGAGAAGAUGGCAGGAAACCAAAAGCCCAGCCACUGGAUCCUGCACGUGGGGAGUAUGUUCGCGGCAAAAGCGCUAAGACACUCCGCCGUCCAGGAAAUCCUAAACGAUCCCCGCAGUGCGUUUGACGUGGUGAUCGCCGAAUGGUUUUACUCCGGGCUUCUGGCACCGUUGGCAGCCGUUUACGAGUGCCCUCUUAUCUGGUACUCCUCUGGAGACGUGUCCUGGCAGUCGCUGCGUAUGGUGCACGAGGCCAGCAGCCCCGCUUAUAGCGUGGACUUGCAGUCGUCAGCAGCCCCCGCAGCGCCCUUCACCUCCGGCGAUAAAAUCCGCCAGCUCAUGCUGCAAGUGUACCUCAGCGGGUGGAUUUUCUACCUCACCAAUUAUGUAGAGAAGCCCGAGUACCGCAAAAUAUUCAGUGCACCGCUGCUACUGCGUGGGCGACCUGUGGCCGACUACGAAUCGAUAGCCUAUAACGCCUCCUUGCUGCUUAUAAAUUCCCACCCACCCCUCGGUCAGAAUGUGCCGCUGCCUCGCAGUGCCAAAUACAUCGGAGGCCACCACUUGAGCUCCACUCCAAGGCCCCUGCCACUGGAUUUGAAAAGACUACUUGAUGAAUCGACACAAGGAGUGGUCUACUUCAGCAUGGGUUCCAACUUGAAGGCCAGAGAUUUGCCAGAAUCAAUGAAACGUGAGCUUCUAACGAUGUUCGGAAUGUUGGAGCAAACCGUGCUGUGGAAAUUAGAAGAGGAUUUGGAAGACGUGCCCAGCAAUGUACAUAUAUUGGAAUGGGCGCCCCAAGAAAGCAUACUAACUCAUGAAAACCUCAUCCUCGUCAUAAGCCAUGGCGGUCUACUGACCAUCACGGAAGCUACCCAUCAUGGCGUGCCCAUGAUUGGCAUACCGAUAUACGGUGAUCAGUUCGUCAACGUGGACUUGGUGGUGCAAAGGGGCUGCGGAUUACGAGUUGACUAUUCAAACGACUUACCAAACAAAAUUCGGGAGGCCGUCGAUGAAAUAAUAAGCAACUCCAGCUAUCGCUUCAAUGCCAAAUCCGUGUCCUCCGUGUUCCGAAGGCGUCUGGCUUCUCCCCAGAAGGAACUGCUCCAUUGGGUGGAGCUGGUGAUAUAUACCCGCGGGGCUGAGUUCCUCAGAUCACCCGCGCUCAGUAUACCGACCCUACAAAGACUCCAUUUCGAUGUUCUCCUUUUGAUCGUAUCGCUUCUGUGGUUCUUGUCGAAGGUCGUGAACGUAAUAAAAGCGCAUUUCAACCAAGAAGACGGUGCAGAUGUAACGAAAAAGGAUGAC